CUUUUCCACAGACAGAAGGAUGAGCGAUGAGCGGUUGGUGCUGCAGGUGCGCUUGUGGCAGGGAGCGAGACGCGCAUGGGAGGACGCUGAGGCCAGUGCCCUUGGCCAUGCGUCAUCAUACUGUACAGCACUCACCCGCCUCAGGACUCAGUGGCAGACUGUACGUUCGCCACAGCAGGAGCAGCAUGAACCCACACCCGAGGAUGCCGCUUUCAUGAAGGCCAUGGAUGCACGGGACUUUCUCUCGGCCCACCUCAAGAAGCUGGAGGGCAUUUUGGAGAAGAUGCGUGCGAUUGCCAGCAACCUGCAGCGGGAGAUGGAUCGACAGCAGACCACGCCAUCGUCAACCCCGCUGCGGCGCGCCAACAAGCCAUCAUCAACAUCGAGGCUGCCGCCAUGCGACCUGGCGUCGCACAUGUCGGCGCUCGUGGCCCUCCACGACAAAGAGCUGCAGUUGAAGCACACCUUGCUGGCAGACAUGGGCACCGCGCCCGCUCGCACACACCAGCUGGUGUGUCUCUCCGCGUGGCUGGAGCAGCCUUUCCUCGCCAUUGACGGCCAACACCACCUUGAGGCCAUCAGCCAGUGGUUCGCUAUCGUCUCUGACAGAUCCUGAGCGGCCCGGGCCCUGGUCGCGCACGUGCACACGCGAGUGCACGCACCCGUCCAUUAAUUUUUAUGUGAUGAAAAUGAUGCGGCUGGUCGCUGAUUUGUGGUGGUGGUUGUGGUGGUUGCGGUGGUGGUGAUGACAUGGGGCAUGGCGAAGGUGAGACAUGGUGCUGUGCUGGGUUGGACACCAAGGAUGAGGGUGGCUCGUGCAGUGGCGGACGGGUUUUACUGCGGCGAUGCCAACUUGGGCGUGACACGUAACAGACUGCAGCGACAACAGCAAAAACAAGGGGCCGGCGCUGAUGGGGCGAAGGAAGGGCUCAGCGAUCACUGCUUCUUCGCCUUUGCUGCCAUGCGCGCCAACGCCUGUCACACGUGCAAAUGCAGGCAUGGACGUGAGACUCCGACCAACAGCAGCAGCUGCUACUGCAGCUGCAGAAUGUACACCACUCGUGCGCAGUGAUGUCUUCCACCACAACAGCAACCCACAACAGCAACCACAACAGCAACCACAACAGCAACCCACAACGAUGCAUCACCACCACGACGGUAUCACUUGCUGCAUCACCCAUCACCACGCACCUGCUUGCGGACUUUCUUCAUGGUGCUGAUGCUCAUCUCGCCGGCGAGCGGCGGGUAGAUGGUGGCAGCAAGGCUCUGCAGUUUGUGCGAGAGCGUGCCCGUUGUGCGCGACUCGUACCCGAGACUGCGCAGGCACGCAUUGACCGCUGCUGGCGCCGUGGCAAUGAACAGGUUGGCCUUGGCUCGCACCUGUUUGGUGUGUGUGUGUGUGUGUGCGCGUGUGUGCGUGUAUGUGUGCGUGCGUGCCAGUUAGUGUGUUUGAUCUGUGAGGUGACUGCCGUGUUGUCGACUGCCGUCAACCACGGCGCACUAAAACUAGGACCCAAGAUAAGCCGUGGUGCUAUCGGACAAUAAACAACAGAAACGUC
Salpingoeca rosetta is the source of this 1559-nucleotide messenger RNA. RefSeq lists its product as uncharacterized. The record is from RefSeq and is a predicted model, not a curated record. Lineage: Eukaryota; Choanoflagellata; Craspedida; Salpingoecidae. The coding region runs from base 20 to 616 and encodes 198 amino acids. The transcript is spliced from 3 exons.